UAAAGUGAAUAACUACCCAAAACAGAAUCCGUUUACAAUCUUUUUUUUUAUAUAUAAACCUUCAGUUUUCUACAUUCUCCCACAGUCACUGCCGUUCGCCGAAACCAUAUGGCUAAAGACGGUGGAAACAAAUUCGCCCGUAGAGACCGUCUUCGCGAGAUCGAAGCCAAAGUUCAACAAUGGUGGGAACAAGAACAAGUUUUCAAAUCUGAACCUGGUGAAAAGCCUCCCGAACCAGGUCAAAAAUUCUUCGGGACUCUCCCUUUUCCUUACAUGAACGGUUACUUGCACUUAGGUCACGCUUUUUCCCUUUCCAAACUUGAAUUUGCCGCCGCGUUUCAUCGUCUAUGUGGUGCAAACGUGCUUUUGCCUUUCGCUUUUCAUUGUACUGGUAUGCCGAUUCAGGCUGCUGCUGGUAAACUUGCUAGAGAGAUUCAACAGUUUGGUAAUCCUCCGGUUUUUCCUGAUGAAGUUGAGGAACAGAGUGUUGGAGAUGAGAAUGAAAGUGGUGCUCCGGCUAAAUUUAAAGGAAAGAAAUCUAAGGUUGCUGCGAAAUCGAGUGGACAGGCUUAUCAAUGGGAGAUUUUGAGGAGUGUUGGGAUAUCUGAUGCUGAGAUUCCGGAGUUUCGAGAUCCUUAUAAGUGGUUAUCUUAUUUUCCGCCGUUGGCUAUGGAGGAUCUUAAGGCUUUUGGUUUGGGUUGUGAUUGGAGAAGGUCGUUCGUUACGACCGAUAUGAAUCCUUACUUUGAUUCUUUUGUUAGGUGGCAGAUGAGGAAAUUGAAGUCGUUGGGGAAGGUUGUUAAGGAUGUUAGGUAUACAAUUUUUUCACCUUUGGAUGGACAACCCUGUGGUGAUCAUGAUAGGGCUAGUGGGGAAGGUGCUCAGCCUCAAGAGUAUACUAUUAUUAAGAUGGAGUUGGUAUCACCUUUUCCUAAAAAGUUUAAGGUUUUGGAAGGAAAGAAGGUUUUUCUUGCUGCGGCGACGUUGAGACCCGAGACUAUGUAUGGUCAAACAAAUGCAUGGGUGUUGCCUGAUGGGAAAUAUGGUGCAUUUGAAAUUAAUGAAACUGAGAUUUUUGUUAUGACGCGUCGGGCUGCUCUUAAUCUUGCUUAUCAGAAUCACUCUAGGGUACCACAGAAACCAACUUGCUUGCUUGAGCUUACAGGUCAUGAUUUGAUUGGACUUCCAUUGAAAUCUCCUCUUUCGUUUAAUGAAAUUAUAUAUGCUCUCCCUAUGUUGUCUAUUUUGAUGGAUAAAGGUACCGGGUUGGUGACCAGUGUGCCUAGUGAUGCUCCUGAUGAUUACAUGGCAUUGCAUGAUUUGAAAUCAAACCCGGCGUUUAGGGAAAAGUAUGGUGUGAAAGAUGAAUGGGUGUUGCCGUUUGAGAUUGUGCCUAUCAUUGAUGUUCCGUCGUUUGGAAAUAAGUCCGCUGAGACGGUUUGCUUGCAGUUGGAAAUUAAAAGUCAGAACGAGAAAGACAAGCUUGAAAAGGCCAAGAAGGAAACAUACUUGAAAGGAUUCAAUGAGGGAACUAUGAUUGUUGGAGAAUUUUCCGGGAAGAAAGUUCAGGAAGCUAAGCCCUUGAUUAGGAGCAAGCUUUUGAAAACAGGUCAAGCUAUUGUGUACAGUGAGCCCGAGAAGCGGGUGAUGUCAAGAUCUGGUGAUGAAUGUGUUGUAGCUCUGACAGAUCAGUGGUACAUUACAUACGGGGAAUCAGAAUGGAAGAAGUUAGCUGAUGAAUGCCUGUCUAACAUGAGCCUGUAUUCCGAGAAGACGCGACAUGAAUUUCAGCAUAGCUUAGGCUGGUUGAACCAGUGGGCUUGCUCACGAUCAUUUGGUCUUGGGACACGCAUACCAUGGGAUGAACAGUUCCUAGUUGAGUCUUUAUCGGAUUCUACCAUUUACAUGGCUUAUUACACUAUUGCACAUUAUUUGCAGGAUGGUGACAUGUAUGGAUCCAGUGAAUCAUCUAUCAAACCUCAACAUCUGACUGAUGAUGUCUGGGAUUAUAUUUUCUGCGAUGGGCCUCUCCCUAAGGCCAUCGAUAUUUCGUCUUCCCUUUUAGAAAGAAUGAAGCUCGAGUUUGAGUACUGGUAUCCAUUUGAUCUCAGGGUUUCUGGUAAAGAUCUUAUCUCAAAUCACCUUACCUUCUGCAUUUACAACCAUACUGCAAUUAUGCCCAAACAUCACUGGCCGCGUGGGUUUAGAUGCAAUGGCCACAUAACGCUCAAUUCGGAGAAAAUGUCCAAGUCCACUGGAAAUUUCAAAACUAUUCGUCAGGCAAUUGAGGAGUUUUCUGCUGAUGCUACACGGUUCUCUUUGGCUGAUGCUGGUGAUGGUGUUGAUGAUGCAAAUUUUGUCCCUGAGACAGCAAAUCAGGCAAUUCUCAAGCUCACCAAAGAGCUUGCAUGGUAUGAAUCAAUUUUGGCUGCAGAGUCUUCUAUGAGAACGGGUGCCCCGUCUACUUUUGCUGAUCAUGUGUUUGCCAAUGCAAUAAACAUUGCCAUCAAAACAACUGAGCAAAAUUACACCAACUACAUGUUUCGAGAAGCCCUUAAGAGUGGCUUUAAUGUUCUUCGGACUGCAAGGGAUAAGUAUAGAUCGACAUAUAAGGAUAAUAUAGAAGAUUACAAUCAUGACUUGGUGUGGCGUUUUAUGGAUGUACAGACACGUCUUUUGGCACCUAUCUGUCCACAUUAUGCAGAGUUUGUUUGGAGAGAGAUUUUGAAGAAGGAUGGUUUUGUGGUGAAGGCAGGUUGGCCAACAGUGGAUGCUCCUGACCUUACACUAAAGAUUGCCAACAAAUAUCUACAGGAUUCUAUUGCGCGGAUUAGGGAUUCGCUUCCAAAGAAAAGAAAUAAGAAAUCCGCUCCAGUUGUAACGCCAGCACAAAUCAAGGGAAGAUGCUUGGUAUAUGUGAAUGAGCAAUAUGACGGCUGGAAAGCUGAGUGCCUUGGUAUUCUCCAAAAUAGCUUUAACAUAGAUACUCGAACUUUUCCUCCAAAGUCAGAAAUAAAGGAGGCUUUACAACAGAUUUUUAUAGGUAAAUCUUUGGAAUUUAAACAAAUUCAGGAGUUAUGUAUGCCUUUCUUGGAUACUAAGAUGAAAGAAGCAAUUGCACUUGGGGCACAGGCCUUGGAUUUGAGAUUGCCAUUUGGUGAAGUUGAGUUUCUUAGGGAAAACUCAGACUUGAUUAUGAGUCGGGUAAGUUCAAAAGAUGUGGUUGUAGAAGAUUUGGAUAUUGUAUUUGCUGCAGAUGCUGAUUCUGUGGCUAAAGCUGGAUCUCUUGUAACUAAAUUAAACCAGUAUCCUCCAUCCCCUGGAAAUCCUACUUCCAUCUUCUUACCUAAAUAAGUAGCUACUAAUUAUAUUUUAA
Messenger RNA from Vicia villosa (hairy vetch), 3376 nucleotides. Its product is annotated as leucine--tRNA ligase, cytoplasmic-like. The transcript is spliced from 2 exons. The coding region runs from base 109 to 3354 and encodes 1081 amino acids. Gene Ontology annotation, molecular function: aminoacyl-tRNA deacylase activity; ATP binding; leucine-tRNA ligase activity. NCBI's taxonomy places the organism in Eukaryota, Viridiplantae, Streptophyta, Magnoliopsida, Fabales, Fabaceae. Gene Ontology annotation, biological process: leucyl-tRNA aminoacylation. The record is from RefSeq and is a predicted model, not a curated record.